This is a messenger RNA of Styela clava, 6067 nucleotides long. Its product is annotated as protein Smaug homolog 2-like. The record is from RefSeq and is a predicted model, not a curated record. Gene Ontology annotation, cellular component: P-body. Lineage: Eukaryota; Metazoa; Chordata; Ascidiacea; Stolidobranchia; Styelidae. Gene Ontology annotation, molecular function: mRNA binding; translation repressor activity; protein binding. Gene Ontology annotation, biological process: nuclear-transcribed mRNA poly(A) tail shortening; negative regulation of translation.
UUUAGCUCACUGCUUUACCUGUCUUCGCCGUGUUCUCUAAUUCUGUAAUUUUAUAUAAACUCGGCAGAUAGAGUCAGAGAGUGUAUAAUAUGAACAUAUUCUGAAUUAUACUAUGUAUCAGACACUACAAGACUGACAGUUGUUCAAGUCUAUUCAUUCUUAUUAGGCUAGUUGCGAGACUGAAAGAGCGUAAAACCUGCUGAAGACAGUGUUUCUACCGCCUGGAAUAAAAUAAAUGGAUUAACUUCAGCAAAGAAGAGAAAUGUUGUUCAGCGACCAGGUGAGCAUUCUUUCAACCUGGUUCAAAAAUUGGAAUGAAUGCGAGCAGACUGUUGCUCUGUUUUCAUUAUUGAAACGAGUACAGAAGAGACAAGCUAAAUUUCUUGCGAGAUGUCUUGAACAUGGACUAAAAGAUUGUUUGGAACUGAUUCCUGUGGAAAAAGAGGCAAAUGAUGCUGGUUUCAUCGGACGUCUUAUUAAUGAACCACAGCAAGAAAAAGUUAUUAAAAUAUUACUGAGUCAUUUACCACUAUUACGACCAGGAAACAAUGAUGCUAAAACCAGAUACCUUGAUUUAUUACCCAGAGUUCUUGCAUUUGCCGUUGAAAGUUCAAAAUAUCUUCAAGAGUCACGACAACUUCUAUCAUAUUCACUGAUUCAUCCUGCAUUUGAUAAUGAUGAGAGAUCGUCGUUAACGUCAUGGAUGGAACAUUUAGACGACAGAAUACCAAACGUUGUACCGGAAAACAAUUAUCCUCCUAAUGCCCAACUUGAAGAUUCUCAGAAUGCAAAUGACGUCAAUCACAACCGAUUAUGGAAAGAUGAUCCUGCUUUGUUGGGACCUUCAGAUACCACGCCCGCUCCUUUAUUAACCAGUCCUACAUCAUGGCAAGCUUCAGACAACAAUGGUUUUAAGUCUGAAACAAACCAGACAAAUUCAUUGUCACCUGGACACAGACGAACUGAAGACAUUGAGACACACCAACACACAGACACAAACAAAUCAACUUCGGAAGACACAAAUGCUGCUGAAUAUGACUUCAUAUCAUGGCUAAAAUCACUUCGACUUCACAAAUAUAACGACCUAUUUGCCAGCAUGAAAUACGACGAAAUGAUGCAAUUGAAUGAACAUACUCUUUCUAAAAAGAAUGUAACAAAAGGUGCGCGGGAUAAAAUUCUAUUGAAUGUCAAAAGACUUCAUGAGAGAUUUGAAAAAUUACAAGGACUGGAAAAAGAGAUUCCGAGAGGUGGUUCAUUGCGAAGUGCAUUAAACGAACUCAAAUCAAUGAUCUACACUCCAAUUAUUCGCUUUGAAUCUCCGCCCACUGAAGACCCUACUCCUGCUCAAGCACAAAACUUACCGACGCCAUCGCCUGGACAAUCUGAAAUAUUGCCUGGCGAUAUUCCCGGACAAUUUACAAAAGUUCUUGGAAAAGCCUGCACCCAACUUCUGAUCUCAAAACCUGACAAGGACAAUAUAACCCUUUACCUACAACUGCUAGAGAAAUGUAUGCAUCACACGGCUUUCACAUCGCAACAGAAAAAGAGACUACAGAGUUGGAAAUGGCAAAUCAAUAAAAUUUAUCGUUCGUUACCUAGAAAUCAACAGAUGUCCUCACAAAGAAGUGCUGUUGGUGCAAACUAUCCCAACAAGAGAGUGAGUGGGCGGAGUCUGCCGUCAUUUGGAGCUGGAGUGAUAAGUCCAGCUGCAUCACCAGCAAUGCGAUCUUCAAAUCAACUUUCUAUGUUUCCUGCUCAAGUAUUAAAGCCUACAUGGUACGGUUAUGGAUCAAACACUCACCCCACCCCUCACACCGUCCAACCUCCAAUCGAAGCUGCUAGAAAAACUGCAUCUCUGGACCCAAGUCUUGUUCAGCGACCUGCAGCGUACCCAGUUUCUCAUUCAUCAGAUAUUGGAAAUCUGCAAGGUCUUACGGGGGGCCCAGGUGACACAGACAUCAGCAAAAGACUUGAUUCGUUAAGCCUUAGUGUGGCGGAACAUGCAUUGUCAGAUGCUGAUCGUAUAUCAACCCUAUGAAGAACGGAAUGCGAUUGGUUUGAAAUUAUUGUAUACCUUUUUUUGCCUUAUUUUUGCCAAAAAUAAGUACUGUAUUUUUAUAACAGUAUUUUCAACUUCAUAUCAUGUUUCUUAUUAUUGUAUUUUUUUUAUAUUCAUUCACUUUUUUAUCAUCUUGAACUGAAAAUAAGCUGGUAUUUGAGUACGCCAUAACAGAAUUUUAACCUUCUUAAACUUGUCUUGUUGAAUAGAGUGUCCAUAAAGUCUUAAAAUUAUUUAAAAUUACGAAGGGAAUUUAUUGAUACCGUAUUAUGUUUUGGCCUUCACAGAUUUAUUAAAUGAAGUAAAAAUACUUAAACAAUUCCUGAUUAAAAAACAACAAAACCUGGUUAAGAUAUAUUGAGAACUGACUUCAUAACAAAAUUGAAAUUGUAAAGGGACUUAAUGGACACCCUGUAUAAUAAAUGUAGAAUAAAUCAGCCAAAUCAGUUACAAAAGCUAGAUGAAAGAGAUCUGUUUUUAGGCAUACAAUUCUAAUUUGUCAUCAGUAGGAAAUUUUCGGCUCUUUGACCACUAGGGCUGUAGAAUCCGGGUAGAAAAAUUUGAACCCGGCUGCGCCUGCUCAGGUUGGAAAAAAUUCAACCCAUCUCAGAUAAAACAAAACUUUGGCAUAUGAAACCUUUUUUGAAUCUCUGUUGAGUAUACUCAGCCACCUUAAUGCUUUUAGGUUUUUUUUUUCUCCAUAAAUUCUGAUUUGGAGGUAUAGCUCUAAAUUCUGACACUGACAAAUUCAAAAUUUUGACUCUUACAAGUAUGGAAAUUCAACUCUAGCAUUUUCAGGAAUGUUCCCAACUCUGACUCUACAGCCCUAGAAUACUAACUAGGUCUCUGAUAAUAAUCUAAUUUUGUUCAAUUUCCAGCAUAAAAUAUAGUCUUUGUAGAAGUCACUUAAAGAUCAUUCGAUCAUUUUACAAAUCGUGUAUCAUUGUUAAAUAAUUCUUUUCCAGUAAAGCAUUUUUGAGACAUUUCUACUUCACUUGUAAAUCUAAUCACACCAUAUAAGCUUUGUAAACCAUACUUAUUUCGGUACUCCCGUAGUACGUGAACCAAGAUGGCGGACACCAGAACAAGCCAUAAUUUCAGAUACAAAUACUACGGGAGUCACUUGGCUAGUCCCGAACUCGUAAUAGAACUAAUAUAAUGAAAAUUGGAAUCAAAUUAUAGCCUUAACCCUAACCUGGUACACAUACUGCGUUCCAGUGUCCGCCAUCCGUGUCGCACACUACGGGAGUACCCUGAUUUCUAUCACAGUAUAUAGACCUGGGAUUUGAUUCAUUAUACAGCGACUUGGAUAAAAAUUGAGUGGACAUAGCAAUAUUUAGCGAUGCCAGCUUGGGGAUGUCCAGAUUGAAUCAAACAUUUGAAACAGUUUGAACAUUGAUGUAUUCUAUACAGAUUAUUCGGUUUUGGACAUCCCUGCCUAUGUCUUGGACUAAAAAUGACUUAAAAGAUGGCAGAAAUUACAUUAUCUUUUGUAUUUUAAGAACACUUAUUGAAUAAUAUACUUUAUUCCUAGCCUUGUAUUGUUUGUUAUCAAGUACACUAUUCUAUUGAAUUGCGGCCAUGUUACAGGCUCAAACGAAAAUAUGACAAAUUUUGGGUUUUUUCUGUUACAUUUUUUUUACAAAAAUUCAAAUUCUACCUACCCCUAGAGGUCGGUGCUGAAUUGCUAAUUUACCUAUUACAUUGCGCAUAUUAGAGUUUACAUUGCAAAUGCCGCUAUCCCUAUGUUGGUUGAAAUUAAUACAAAGAGCAAGCUUUGCCCAGACAUGGCCAGGUGAUAUAAAUUGCAUUUUGUCAUCUGGCCCAUGCUUGAAUCAGAUGUAUCUACUUUUUAUAAUAUUAUUAGUUAUUCAUAUUAUUGUUUUAUUUUCCUAACCUACUAAUCUUACUAUUAUUGUAUUUUUUCACUUUCAAACAUUAUCGUCAUAAAGAUCCCAUGCAUUUGAUAAAAAAGUAUUUAAUAUUUGUUCCUCUGAGAGGAACAACACAGCAUCACUGCUGCAUUUUUAUAGUUUAAUCGUUUUUAGCAUUAUUAUGAAUUAGCUGAAGAAAUAUUGUAUGGUAUCCACUAGUCAAUAAUAUUUUGUUCCGAAGGGACAGUUUACUUUAAAUUUAAACUCGGGACUCCAGUAUCAAUAAAAGCACUCUAAUUCUGACAGUACAGCCUGAGUAUAUAAUAACAAAUACCAGGCAGAAUUAUUGACUUUUUUUUCUCAUUUAAUAACACAUUAGCCAAUAACAUAAUAAAAUGAUCGAUUCACUCUACUCUCAGUUGAGUUUUUAAGAAAAUGACUCCAGCUCUGUAGUUUUAGGUGGGGAAAUUUUUAAACAAUCUAAUUUCACUUUUAAUUAAUAUAAUGAGUAGAUUUUAUCAGCGUAAUGGAGAGACUUUUGCCGCUCCAGAAGUGUGUGUACCAAUAUGGAGGUAACUAAUUUUGUUCGCCUACUUUUUUACAUCAAGUUGUGUGAAGGGACUGAAAUUCACUUGGCUAAAACAGACAGCCACGAACUCGUAAUAAGACUAAAACAAGGGAAAUCGGAAUAAAAUUUUGGCCUAACCCUAACCUGGUACACACACUACAGGAGUACCAAACUUUCAACUGAAAUGAAUGAGGUCGAAAUUUUUGUCAGAACGUAAGUUAUGUAACUACCCUUGCCAGUUUUUAUCAAAUUUUGGUUUCCUUGUAUUUGAGAGCUGGAGUGAAAAUUUCCUGUAGUCGUAAUUUUUAAACCAGACUUCAGUUCCAAUACCAGCAAGAAUUCGCUAAUACUUAUAUGCCUUGAAUCUCGAAAUCAAGUCUUUGGUUUCAAAGUGUACUUCAUUACUGAUGCGUUUGUUUCAUAUCCUUUUUGUUUGACUGAGUGUAACUCGCGUGAUGCUACUUUCAACUAUUUUAUAUGUAUUUUGUCAUUAACAUAGUACUAUCUGUAUACUACAUUAUUUUCAUUGUAGAUAUAUUAAAAAGAUAUUAUUGAUUGUAUAUGACUGCUACAGACAUACUUCAAAAUAUUGAUCAAGUGUGGAUUGCCUUAUUUUCCUCUAUUUUCAAAACGGACUUCAACUGUGUACCUAAUAACGCAAAUUUAUUAGGGACGUCUCAAACCAAACAGGAAUUUUUAAUAAUUUUAUGGGCCAAAUUUAGGCUCAAAUUCAAAGUUUUAGGCAUUAAUAGACAUCAAUCAUUUAGGCAUUUUGUAGUCACAAACACAACAAAUCUAAAAAACUCCUGUAACCAUUUACUCUGGAUUACCUAAUAUAUCUUCCUGUGGAGUUUAUGAUUCAUAGAACAAGGGUAUGGUUUCAAAAAAAGUUUGGCAGUCUGUAAGCUGUUAGAAUUUUUGGUGUAAUGUUAGAUUCGGGUGUUAGUUUACUUUAUCAAAAUGUUCUUUUGCUUGCUACUAUUUACAGGGUAAAGCAAAAAACAAACAAACAUUUUUUUUAAAUUCUCUGAGAGAUUUUUGUCCCACUCUGUAUAGCAAAUAGCAAUGGCCUAUGUUUUUAGAGCACAUCCCACAUAUUUCAAUAUUGGGCUCUCCAGAAGUGUGUGUACCAAUAUGGAGGUAACUUCUUUACAUCAAGUUGUAUAAAGGGACUGAAACCUAUGGGCAAAAGGGUUAUUCACUUGGCUAACACUGACAGUCCCGAACUCGUAAUAGAACUAAUAAAAGGCGAAUUGGAAUAAAAGUAUAGCCCAACCAUAACCCGGUACAGUGGUACACACACUACGGGAGUACCCAAUAUUGAACCUAGACACUCGAGUAGCGUAUCCGUUAGUUGAACUAACACCUCUCACAUUCUAUAUAUGAUAUAACCUAAUAUUAUUUGCUUGAUGCAAAUAUUACAUGUGAUUUGCUUGUUUUGGAUGGAAAAAUGCUUCGCUGCCUUAUGGAAAGCUGGUUUCUUUCUUCUCUGCUUGCAUGUAGCUUCUUAAUGUUUAUAAAGUAUUGGAGUUAGCAAUACUAUUAAUACAAUGCAUUUAACACAAA